AUUCAAGGCAAGCUCGCUCCCGAGUUAUGAGCAGAGAAUGAGCGCACGACACGCGCAGGAAUGGCUGCGGCACGAGACCAGGAUUUAAUGAAAUAAUUCCUCGUUUCCCGUGAAUUCUCAUGGUCUGCGAUUUGGGGGAAGUAUUCAGAGAUCUUCUUGUGUCCCUUUCGGCACUUUUGUUUCAGUACUCAGUCUCUCUAAUAUCCACAUUCAUGGCUUUUGUUUGAGAAGACAAGCCACCGGAGAGUAAACGGGGAAGAAACACCCUAAUUGUCUAACGUUACCGUCUCUAUCUGGGAAAGUGAUUUAUUCGUCUCCUCGACUGCUGAAGGAUGUCGUCUGCACGGGUUGAUUAUAUCGCUCCUUGGUGGACUUACUGGCUUCAUCAGUUUCCUCAUGUGAAUCUGAGGUUUCAGCCGCUGGAUCACACAUUUAAACCGCAAGAGGAGAACUACCAGCAGUCGCUCCUCUUCCUGGGCUGUGUAGCAGCAGCUGGGCUUGGUGUGAAUCUGCUGUGUCUGGCCAUCUACCUGAGCUGCCUGUGCUGCUGUCGGAAGGAUGAGGAGGAAGAGGAAAGUAAGAAAUCCAACUCUUGCUGUGUCACUUGGGCUGCUGUUGCUGCCGGACUCAUCUGCUGUGUUGCUGUGGGAGUUGGUUUCUAUGGAAACAGUGAAACCAAUGAUGGGGUGUAUCAGCUGACCUAUUCCCUCUAUAAUGCCAAUCACACACUGGCGGGAGUGGACAGUUUGGUGACGGGUACUAUGGGAGGCAUGCAGAGCGGCCUAAAUGAGCACUUGUCUCGACUGGGCGAGAUCUUUGCCGCACGGGGAGACUUUGUGCAGACGCUACAGUUCAUGCAACAGAUGUCAGAUAACAUCAUUAAGCAACUACUGGGGCUUCCUGACUGGGAAAAGGCAAAAGUAGACCUGACCGCCAUAGCCGAUCAGACUGCAUACGUGGAGUAUUACAGGUGGUUGACAUACCUCCUGAUACUAAUAUUGGAUCUGGUCAUCUGUCUUGCUGCUUGUCUGGGUCUGGCCAAACAAUCCCGCUGGCUGCUCACUACGAUGAUGGUGUUCGGGGUUCUGACUCUCAUACUGAGCUGGGCGUCUCUCGGAGCUGAUGUGGCCACUGCAGUGGGCACAAGUGAUUUCUGUGUUGCACCAGACAAAUUUCUAAUGAACCAAACAAAAGACAUAAUCAGCUCAGAUAUUGUGCAUUAUUACCUGUACUGCAGCCAGACUCUCCCCAACCCGUUUCAGCAGUUUGUUUUGCAGUCGCUGACUGUCUUCCAGAGAUCACUGACCACCAUGCAGAUCCAAAUACAGGGUCUCCUGCAGUUUGCUGUGCCUCUGUUCCCCACAGCUGAGAGGGAUUUAUUGAGCAUUCAGCAUCUAUUGAAUAAUUCAGAGGCCAGUUUACAUCAGCUCACUGCUCUUCUAGACUGCCGAGGACUCAAUAAGGACUACCUGGACGCGCUGAUAGGUGUGUGUUAUGAUGGAGUGGAGGGGUUACUGUAUCUCUGUCUGUUCUCUCUGCUGGCGGCCUGUGCCUUCUCAGUCAUGCUGUGCGCCAUACCGAGAGCGUGGCGACAGAUCGCCAACAGAGAUAGAGAUUACGAUGACAUCGAUGACGGGGACCCAUUUAACCCUCAGAGUCGACGAAUAACGUCCCACCAUUCACACCAGGGCAACAUGCACAGCUUCUGCAGCUACAGUAGCAGCAUGGGCAGCCAGACCAGCCUGCACCCUCCGACACAGGCCGUGUCCAACGCACCCCUGUCAGAAUACAUGAACCAGUCUGCGCUGUUUGGUGGAAACCCACGCUAUGAGAACGUGCCUCUGAUCGGGAGGGGAUCUCCUCCUCCUUCGCUUUACUCUCAGCCAUAUAUAAACCGCUACUCUCCAACCAUGAGAGCCACCUACCUCUCCAUGACCGAAGACCAGAUCAGACACUUUGGGGAGGAUUUCCGAGCGUAGAACUGAUCCGUUUUCUUCUGCCAUGCACACGUUUUACCUGGUGUGAUUCUUUACACGCCGGAAAUCUGGACACAUGGAAAACUCACGCCAGCAUGUGUGCGCAUCUUUAUUUGUGUUACAGGACCACAGUCUGAGAGGAGAACAUGAUGUUAGAAGUACUCUGUGUGUGUGUCCAUAUGGGUGCGUGCAUGUAUGUGUGUGUUUGUCGAUUAUUCUGAUGGUGCAGUGCAUCUUUUCCCUCACUACUGACACAUUUGUGAGGUUUCUGAAAUAUCCUCUAAUAAUCUUUUAUUUGUAUGUUUACAUCAUAUUUUUCAUCAAAUAGACGGUUGGUCUUCCCUAUUGCCUUUCAAGUGCAGAAACUGUUCAGUGUGGGUUACAAAAACUAUUUUGGACCCACUUUAUAUUAAGUGUCUUUAACUACUAUGUACUAAGAUUUAAAUGAUUCAUUUGAUGCAAUGCAUUUAUUGUGUACAUACAUUUUUGCAUUGUAUUUAUUUAAAUACCUGCAUGAAAUUGCAUCUGUUGUUCAUUUCUGUAAUUACAUCUUUUACACUGUUGACACUUUGCUUACCCCUUAACCUACCUUUAAACUAACUAUACCACAAAACCUGUCCCUAUACUUAUCCGUAUCCCACCUCAGUAGCAGCAAAAGUGUUUUGCAAAACAACAUGAGCACAAUAAGUACAUGGUACCUAACAAUCAUUGUUUUUGUUUUUUAGUAUUAUUUACCAUUUAGGUUACACUUUAUUUUAAGGUGUCCUUGUUACAGUGUAAUUAUACAAUUUAGUACUGGGUAAUAUUAAUUAGCUACAUGUACUUAAUAUAUAAUUAGGUUUAGGGUUAGUUGCUUAUAACUAUGCUUAAAUUACUGUUUGUAACUAUGUGUAAAAUGUGUAACAGGGACACUGUAAAAUAAACUGUUACCAUUAUUUAUAUACUAUUAAUUUAUAUAUUAGUAUACCGGUAUUUAUAUACUAUUAUUAUUUUACUUGUAAUUUUAGCUAACUAACAAGACAGCUAAAAAAAGUAUUAUUAUAAUAUAUAUAGUACAUAGAAGUUAAAGACACCUAAUUUUAAGUAGUUUUUUUUUUUUUUUUGUACCAGAGUACAUAACCUUCUAAAGGUUACCCAUUUGUCAUAUUAAAGGUUGUACAUAUAAGUGUGGACAAUGGUUGAAGUAUCAAUAUUCUGUGCAUUGGACAUAUAGUCCUUCAUAGUGUACAGCAUUGCUAGUGUCAACAUAGUAGGUUUGCUAGGUACUUUUCUAAGCAAUUGUUGCUCAUGAAAAGGUGUCUUACGUUUUUUAGCUACUGUGCAGUGUGAACUUCAUGAACAUGUCAUCACUUUUUAUGAUGGCUAACUGUACAGAUACUAAUGCUUUUAUCUUAUUUUGAAGUGAAUAUUUUGUUUUCUAAAUGUCUUAUGUGCCAAGAAUGGAAGCAUGUUUUGUGCCUCUAAAGCAUUCCCUUUCAUUGCUUUAGUGAGUUCAGUGAGUUCCCACUGUGUAUUAGGAUGGGACAAAGAGGGGGAAUAAAAGCUUUUCUGUUUGUUUUAUGCAUGUAGAGGCAUUUUAAAGCACAACAUGAUCACUUUGGGUUUAUAGUGACCAUACACAGUCACUUUGUACCACAAAUGAUGUUUCUAACAUCCAGAGAGACUUUCACCUCAUUUCCAGCAAGCACAAAUGAGAGGUCAUUUUACCUGGAACUUAAAAUCUCAGACCUUCUUUUCAUACCAAGUGUAGAAAGCACACUGAGCCAACUUUCUCCCAUGCUGCAAUGCAUAUGCUUUGAAUUAACCUGUUGACCAGCUGUAAAUAACCUGUAUGGUAACAGAUGUUGUGUGAUUAUUUGCUCCAUUCUUGUGUGCCAUUCUCAGUAUACUGUUUGAUAAAAUCAGCUACUUGGACAGAUGCUUGUACAGCGUGUCCUUGUUUGAGAUUGAUGGUG
Messenger RNA from Rhinichthys klamathensis goyatoka, 3931 nucleotides. RefSeq names its product tweety family member 2 (gene ttyh2). NCBI's taxonomy places the organism in Eukaryota, Metazoa, Chordata, Actinopteri, Cypriniformes, Leuciscidae. The transcript has 15 exons. The record is from RefSeq and is a predicted model, not a curated record. Gene Ontology annotation, molecular function: volume-sensitive chloride channel activity; intracellularly calcium-gated chloride channel activity. The coding region runs from base 333 to 1979 and encodes 548 amino acids. Gene Ontology annotation, cellular component: plasma membrane.